CCCGCCCCACAGAGGGCUCUAUUUUUAGAAAAACAAUAAAAACAAACAAACCAAAAAAAUACAUAAUUUUGACCAAGUCACUUUUUACAAAAUUUCCCGUACAAAGACUUUCUGUUAAAAGCGAACGAAACUGUAAACAUGCGCGAAAUAGCUCACAUUCAGGUGGGACAGUGCGGCAACCAGAUUGGCUGUAAGUUCUGGGAGGUGAUCUCGGACGAGCACGGCGUGGACCCCACGGGCCGCUACUGCGGCGAGUCCCCCCUGCAGCUCGAGCGCAUCAACGUGUACUACAACGAGGGGCGCGGCGGCAAGUACGUGCCGCGGGCCGUGCUGGUGGACCUGGAGCCGGGCACCAUGGACACGUGCCGGUCGGGGCCGUUCGGUCAGCUCUUCCACCCGGACAACUUCGUGUUCGGGUCGACGGGCGCGGGCAACAACUGGGCCAAGGGCCACUACACGGAGGGCGCCGAGCUGAUGGACACGAUCCUGGACGUGGUGCGCAAGGAGGCCGAGGCGUGCGACCUGCUGCAGGGCUUCCAGAUGACGCACUCGCUGGGCGGCGGCACCGGCUCCGGCAUGGGCACGCUGCUGCUGGCCAAGGUGCGCGAGGAGUACCCCGACCGCGUCCUCAACACGUUCAGCAUCGUGCCCAGCCCCAAGGUCUCGGACACGGUGGUGGAGCCGUACAACUCGGUGCUGUCGGUGCACCAGCUGGUAGAGAACACGGACGAGACGUUCUGCAUCGACAACGAGGCCCUGUACGACAUCUGCCACCGCACGCUCAAGCUGGGCUGCCCGUCGUACGCGGACCUGAACCACCUGAUCUCGGCCGCCAUGUCCGGGGUCACCACCUGCCUGCGCUUCCCCGGCCAGCUCAACGCGGACCUGCGCAAGCUCGCCGUCAACAUGGUGCCCUUCCCGCGCCUGCACUUCUUCAUGCCGGGCUUCGUGCCGCUCACGUCCAGGGGCAGCCAGCAGUACCGGAACGUGACGGUGCCCGAGCUCACCGCGCAGAUGUUCGACAGCAAGAACAUGAUGGCGGCCUGCGACCCGCGCCACGGCCGCUACCUCACCGUGGCCGCCAUCUUCAGGGGCAGGAUGUCCAUGAAGGAGGUGGACGAGCAGAUGCUCAACGUGCAGAACCGCAACAGCCCCUACUUUGUCGAGUGGAUCCCCAACAACGUCAAGACGGCCGUGUGCGACAUACCGCCGCGCGGGCUGCGCAUGGCUGCCACCUUCAUCGGCAACACCACCGCCAUCCAGGAGAUCUUCAAGCGCAUCGGCGAGCAGUUCUCCGCCAUGUUCCGCCGCAAGGCCUUCCUGCACUGGUACAUCGGCGAGGGCAUGGACGAGACCGAGUUCACCGAGGCCGAGAGCAACAUGGGCGACCUGAUCGCCGAGUACCAGCAGUACCAGGAGGCGCCCCCGGACGACGACGACUACGUGGACGUCGCCGGCGGCUGAGGCCCGUCCCGGCCGUCCCCGGCGCUCCCCUCGGCAAAUACACCCCC
Messenger RNA from Frankliniella occidentalis (western flower thrips), 1511 nucleotides. RefSeq names its product tubulin beta chain-like. Gene Ontology annotation, biological process: microtubule cytoskeleton organization; mitotic cell cycle. The record is from RefSeq and is a predicted model, not a curated record. Lineage: Eukaryota; Metazoa; Arthropoda; Insecta; Thysanoptera; Thripidae. The transcript has 6 exons. The coding region runs from base 139 to 1464 and encodes 441 amino acids. Gene Ontology annotation, cellular component: cytoplasm; microtubule. Gene Ontology annotation, molecular function: GTP binding; structural constituent of cytoskeleton; GTPase activity.